This is a messenger RNA of Telopea speciosissima, 708 nucleotides long. Its product is annotated as NDR1/HIN1-like protein 26. The transcript has a single exon. NCBI's taxonomy places the organism in Eukaryota, Viridiplantae, Streptophyta, Magnoliopsida, Proteales, Proteaceae. Bases 55 to 708 code for a protein of 217 amino acids. The record is from RefSeq and is a predicted model, not a curated record. Gene Ontology annotation, biological process: defense response to other organism.
UUGUGUGAACGUCGCACCAUUCUAACUAACUCAACUGGUCUUUCUCACUUGCAAAUGUCUCAGAUAUUCCUGACGAACUCUCCUAAGCACUGCGCCAAGCACGGACUCAACGUAAACAAAUUACCAAAGAAGCUACUUUACGGCUUCUCCACCUUUCUAUUCUCUCUUUUCUCACUCGUCAUUUUCGUCUGGUUAAUCCUACGCCCUUCCAAGCCAGAAUUCUACCUGAAAGGGGCCGAUAUCUACCAACUCAACCUCUCAUCCCCUCACCUUCUGAACUCUUCCAUACAACUCACUCUGGUGUCGAAGAACCCAAAUAAGAAAGUUGGGGUCUACUACGACCAGCUCCAAAUCUACGCCUCCUACAAGGGCCAACAGAUAACCGUCUACACAUCUCUCCCUCCAUUCUAUCAAGGCCAUGAAGAUAGCAAUCUCUUAACAGCUUCCUUGGUAGGAACAGGGCUCCCUGUGGCCCCUUCUUUUGGUUAUGAAGUGGGUCGGGAUCAGACGACGGGUAGACUGAUUUUAAGUCUGAAAGUGAACGGACGGCUCCGAUGGAAGGUUUGGACCUGGGUUUCCGGCCCCUAUAGGUUUAAUGUCAACUGUGUUACGAUUAUGGUUUUUGGGGCAGACGACGUUGUAUCAUCAUCAGCAGCAGCAGCCCCUUUGAGUUCCAAACAAGGGUCUACCUGUUCUACUACUGUUUGA